AUGUCAGCAAAAAACAAACUACAUUCAUCUCAGUUUCACCCAAUUUUAAGAAAAAUAAAUGAGCAGAAUGUUGACAUCUCAUUCCAUAAUAUAAUGUAUCCAGUUUUUAUUGUUGAGGACGAUAACCAACAGCAAGUGAUUCCAUCAAUGCCGAGUGUUUAUCGUUUUGGACUGAAUAAACUAAUUGAUCAUUUAACUCCUCUUGUUGAAAUAGGAUUGAAAUCUAUUUUGAUGUUUGGUGUUAUUGAUAUUUUGCCAAAAGAUGAAAUCGGAACUAAUGCUGACUCAAACAAAAAUCCCGUGAUUCGGGCACUUCCAAUCCUACGUCAAAAAUUUCCAGAUUUACUGAUUGCAUGCGACGUUUGUUUAUGUCCAUAUACUUCUCAUGGCCAUUGUGGGAUCAUUGAGGAGGAUGGCAUUAAUAAUGAAAAAAGCAUUGAAAGGAUUGCAAAUAUUGCUCUAGAAUAUGUCCGUCAUGGAGCACAUAUCGUUGCACCAAGUGAUAUGAUGGAUAACCGAAUUUUUGCAAUUAAAAAUAAAUUGAUACAAAACGGAAUGGAAAAACGUUGUUCAGUGUUAUCAUAUUCAGUGAAAUUUGCUUCAGGAUUUUAUGGACCAUUUAGAGAUGCUGCAAAGUCUACACCACAACAAGGCGAUCGAAAAGGAUAUCAAUUGCCUCCUGGAAGUCGUGGUUUAGCAAUUCGCGCAGCAAGAAGAGAUGUUGAUGAAGGUGCUGAUAUGCUAAUGGUUAAGCCCGGUAUAGCUUAUUUGGAUAUUGUACGUGAUGUCAAAAAUGAAUUUCCGGAAUAUCCAAUGUUUAUUUAUCAAGUUUCCGGUGAAUAUGCGAUGAUCCUGCAUGGUGCCAAAGCAGGUGCAUUUGAUAUAAAAAAUAUUCUGUCUGAAACUCUUAUUUCUAUGAGACGAGCUGGUGUUGACUGCAUCAUUACAUACUUUGCGCCAACCAUUCUUGAAUGGAUGAAGGAUGGUCACUUAUAA
Molecule: messenger RNA, 996 nt
Organism: Chironomus riparius
Lineage: Eukaryota; Metazoa; Arthropoda; Insecta; Diptera; Chironomidae
Source: the annotation of a GenBank genome assembly